AUGACGAUGUUGAAGCUUUUUGGAAUCAUCUUUUUCUGUGGCCUCCUCUCACCCUCUCAAGAAGUCUCAUCUGGUCUGUCCUGCGCUGUCAGUGCAGGGGCAAUAGAGAGUGUUCUCUCGGAUAACAUGCUUGACAACGGGCUUCUCCAGCAGCACCUCCAGGGCCUUGUGCUCCCAAACAUCAUGGGUGACGGGGGCCUGCUGAGCUCUCCCACCAGCAUCACUGGACUGCACCUUGUCAAGGUUUGGCUCCCCAAGCUGUCAGUGGUGCUGCUGCCAGGAAUCGGGGUCCAGCUGACCAUCACUGCAAAGCUGGGGCUCAGCGGCGACUGCUUGCUUGGCCUUUUCUCAGAGAUAAUUGAUAUCUUAGUGGAUGUGAACAUCACUGCAAACAUUAAAUGCAAAAAUUUUGAAUCAGGCACAGUCCAGGUCAUCAUUGAAGACUGCCUCUGCAUUCUUGGUGCUGCAAAGAUCAAGCUCCUUUCUGGUUUACUGUCCCUGUCAGUAAAUGAGAUUGUGCUUAAGCAGCUGACAGUCACUCUGCCCACUUUGCUGUGUCCAGUGGUCGACAUUGUCAUGAAGCUUGUGAGCAUCCAGCUCAUGGGCACUUUCAAUGCUGUGAUCCCAGUCGCUACGGCAGGGACCAUCCACUACCAGUUGGCCCGCCUCCCGUUUACCUCUGACUUGUCCCUCGGCUUGGAUUUAGAUGGUGCAGUGAAGCACGUGGGAGGCAGCAUCAUCCCCCAUGACUCGUCCCCCUCCCCUCUGCCUCCGCUGCUGGACAGGCUUCUGGUCUUGGGGAUACACCAGAACUUUCUCAGUGCAGCCCUGACCCUCCUGAUCCAGCUACCGCCACAGACCUUCACCUGCUCACCAGAAGUCGUGAGUGCAGCCGCACCUGUAGCCACCUCCACGUGUCCCUGAUUCCCACAGUGCUCUGCCUGCCAUGGGACCAGUCCUCUGGGCAUUACACUAACAUUGUCUGGGAACCCACUCAUCCUCUUGGAAGAAAACAAAGCCACUGUCGAGCUUUUGGUCAUGAUUCAGGUGUUCGUUAAGCAUUUAGAUGGACCCAUCCUCAACCUCCUGCUGCUGAAGGCCGACCUCAGUCUAAAUGCCCACAUAUCAAUUGUUGGAGGCAGACUGGUGCUGGGUGUGUCCCUGGCUGGCAUUUCCCUCUCCUUGGAGUCUUCUGAUGUUGGCAUCAGUAGCAUCUCAAACCUGAAGCCGCACUGCAGUGAUCUGCUGGUGCAAACACUGUUGCCCCUUGUCAACGGUGCUCUGGGCGUCGGGAUCCCUAUGCCAAACAUGCUGGGCAUUCCCUUAACAAAGGUGGAUAUUCAGAUACUGCUGGGCCUGCUGGUGAUUUUUGUCUGA
Messenger RNA from Antrostomus carolinensis (chuck-will's-widow), 1377 nucleotides. Its product is annotated as BPI fold-containing family B member 4. Lineage: Eukaryota; Metazoa; Chordata; Aves; Caprimulgiformes; Caprimulgidae. The record is from RefSeq and is a predicted model, not a curated record. Gene Ontology annotation, molecular function: lipid binding. The transcript has 14 exons.